Messenger RNA from Saccoglossus kowalevskii, 1107 nucleotides. RefSeq names its product neuropeptide FF receptor 2-like. The record is from RefSeq and is a predicted model, not a curated record. Gene Ontology annotation, cellular component: plasma membrane. Gene Ontology annotation, molecular function: G protein-coupled receptor activity. Gene Ontology annotation, biological process: G protein-coupled receptor signaling pathway. Lineage: Eukaryota; Metazoa; Hemichordata; Enteropneusta; Harrimaniidae.
AUGGAAGCAACACAGGAAUAUACUACGUCCGUAGGUACAGAAGACGUUGAAGUCGACCCGCUUCAAACAAAAGAAUUCUGGAUAAAAGUCUACGCUCUUGACACUCCCAAAGAAUUUGUUCUAAUAUUUGGAAUUAUAUUCGUACUGAUGAUUCUCUGUGGAAAUGUGUGGGUGAUUAUUGCUGUUGUCCGCCAACCUAAACUACGGGAAUCAGCGACAAAUAUAUUUAUAGUUUCACUUUCAGUUUCUGAUAUUCUCGUUGGACUUGUUACUGUCCCGCAACACGUUGCGGUGUGGGGUUAUUUCAGUUCUUUGCACAAUGUCGUUCUCUGCAAAAUCGUAGGUUACUUGCAAAGUUGCUCCCUUUGUGGUACCACGCUGUCUCUGAUAUGCAUCGGCGCCGAUCGUUACCGAGCUAUUGUGCAACCCCUGCGACCACGAGUGACCGUGGAACAUGCUUUCAUUGGAUGUGGUAUUGUUUGGGCUAUAUCAUUAUUGUACUCUAUUGGUCCACUUAUUUUUAUGGGAUUAAACCCCAAAUAUUCCUCUCCCGGCAACAACACUGCAAUUGAAUACAAAUGCGGUGUACUUUAUGAUCAAAUUGAUUUAGAAACCUACAUUCGGCUGAUCGACCUAAUUGUGUUUUAUCUUAUACCUCUCGUGGUAUUAGUGAUCCUGUACUCUAUAAUGAUAACAACAUUAUGGUUUGGCAAAAGUCCAACUAAUUCGACUACACGUAGCAAAAAGAAAGCUCUUAAGAUGUUAAGCUUUGUGGUUGUACAAUUCAUGGUCACGUGGGCACCCUACCAUUGUUUACAGAUGUACUAUAAGUAUAGCUCAGACAUACCACCCAUUCCUCUUCUUUAUUCUACCGUUCCACUUAACAUAACAUUUUUCAUUUUCUGCUGCAACAGUUGGAUCAAUCCCAUUCUGUACGCGUAUUUCAAUGAGAACUUUAGAAAAGAGUUUGUGCGUUUAUUUCCAUCAUUCAACACAAGCACACAAGUAGUCCCAAGUGCCGGUACAUCACAACGUUCUAAUACUCAUAACUCUACUAAACCAAACACACUGGUCUCGAACGUAACAUCCACGCCUUCUAAUACUUGA